CUAAUCAAAUGGAUAUAUUUAAUACGUGACGUAUUAUACGUCAUACGUGCAUUAAAUAAGACGUUAAUGUUGUAACUAUUUUUAUCCGAUGCAUGUAUGGAAUAAGACUCCGAAAGUUCAUUACUUACGACAGUUGACAGUGUGGAUAAAGUGAGACAAAAAUGAAAUAUGAGAUUGAAGAAUUGCCCAAACCUGUGUAUUGUAUAUACAUUGUAAGUACGGUAAAUCGUAAGUACAUAUGCACUAUGUACACAAAACCAAUCCAGGAAUCUUCAGCAUUUAAUUGUAAAUCUUUUGUAAUUGUAAAUUACUUAAUGAAUAUUUAAGUGACUUAGUUAGCAAGCUGUAAAAAAAGUAAUUUUACUCAAGUAUUGAAAAAAUUAUUCAUAUUUUACUGUACCGACAGUAGACACAGGUGACAAGUGUGUAAUUUUAAAUUUGGAUGUACUUUAAUAAGUACCGUAUUUUUAAAAUAUAAUUGUAUGUAACAGUAACAAUCGUGCAAGAUUAUUCCGUUGUAAAUAAAAUUGACAAUUAUCACUAAUAAAAUGGACGAAAUAUAUCAACCGGAACAAUCGUCAUCCACCUUAAACGAACUCCCUACCAUCCUCCCUUCAAAUAACGGCACAUCGUCUAAUGAUGAAGAGGAAGAUAACAAUUCAGACCUCGACAUGGACAUUGUCCAACUUUCACGAAGAAGUUGUUCGAAAAAUUGUGCACAAUCCUCCGAGGCAAACAGUCAACCCUCUGAAAUAACUCUGGCUGACGAUAGCGACCACCAAGACGAUAUCACAGAAGAUACUGGGCAGAAUUCUAGUCAUUACGGUCUACGACGAAGACGGUCUGUAAUUAGUUACAAGGAUUUAGUGCAAAGCUCUGAUGACGAUGAGGGUGCUGUAAAUAAUCUACCUUCAACUUCAAAGAAGUCUAGGAAAUCCUCUAAGUUUCGAGAUGUCCUGGAUGUGUGCUCUCUGCUCCAUAAUACUUCCACUAAGCAAUUGAACAAGUUUAUUAAAAAUCCUGAAAUUAUAGAAAACUUAUCAGUUUGGAAUAUCACAAUGAGUCUACUUCACACCAACGAUUUUCACGAUGAACUACACUUGGAACUUUUUCAGAAAUUUGUUCAGAAAUGCGCCCGACAUGUGAACCACCUAGUUUUAAUUUGUGAUGAUAUAAACAGGCCUCCAAGAUGCUGGUCAAAAGUGCUGAAACUACUGACAAAUGUUUUCAAACAUGCUACUUUUCUCAAGCAAUUUUCCAUGCGAUACCACAGGGAAGAAAGUAACAGCGACCAAGUUAUCCAAGUGCUGAAUGUGAUUGGUGAAAGUGGCCAGAAAUCUUUAAACUCGUUGAAACUCUUGUGUCUGGCGAGGGAAGGAGAAGAGGAAAAGGCUGUGAUUACCAAAGAGGAAUUAGACGUGGUCGUUAAGCUCGCAGAAGCCGGAGGAGGAAUAUCAUGGGUGGAUAUUGAACUUGGAGAUGGGCUCCUCGUGACGCAGGAUUAUGAAAUUUUGACGACUCUUGAGAGACUUUUAGAAGUCGGCAAGGAUAGCCUCGAAUCUGUGACCAUACACGGAGGACUAAAAGGACGCCCAGGCCUGGACAAAUCUAAAUUAAGUAUAACGUUUCCCAGAAAAAUGUCCAGCUUAAGAGAGCUUACAGUUUGCCCAAAAUACAACUUCGUCUCAGAUUCAAUGGACACUAAAAAUCCGUCAUCCAAGCGAUGGCGAGAGAUCCGACUUGAUGAUGAUUCUCACCUUGGGGGUCAUGAUGAACUAAGCCCUCUUAAACUUAUAUUAGUCCUUGGACAUACGGACUUUCCAGUAUUGGAGAAAGUUGUACUCGGAAAUCUGAUAGAAUUGGAAGAGUGUGGGUUUUCUCUGCUAAGGAAAUUGAAAAUUUUCCGAUGUGGUAGCAGAUGGGAUCUGGCCGUCCGGUUUCCACAAAAUGCGAGUAAAAAGGGAAGCAGUCAAUUGAAAGAGAUGCAACUUCCGGACGGAUUGAAAGACCCUUCAUUUGUUCAGAAGGUUGGGAAAUUCUUUCCGCUCUUGAGAAAAGUAUGGAUUUAUCUCCCGUCCGUCCCGGUGCUGAGAACAUUUUUCAAGUCGUAUGAAAAUUCAUCAGCUCUGGAAGAACUAUAUAUCAAAACCCAGUUUGACUUUGAGACAACCUUGGAGUCGUGUCUCCUUCCUGGGAGUCGUGACGAAAGGAACUCUCUUUCAGACUCUUCCAAAACUGUACUGAGAACGUUGAAGGAAUAUAAACAUUUUGGAGAUUAUGCGAGAUAUUACAACAUUGAACUGCCUCUGGAAGAUGAAGAGGAUUUAUCAGAGCUGAGGAGAAACAGUGCAGGAAUCCAGGCACUGAAAUCGCUACAGGUACUGGAUUUGGAGCAUAUUCCACGUACUUUGCUAAUUCCUAACCCCGAAGACGAGCGACGAUGGUAUGACCACAACUUUAAGUACCUCAAUACCACUUUUGGCUUCAGAUUGUACCCCUACUCACGACGGUGUCAUCAGGAAAUCCUUGGUUUGAACUUGAGGGAAUACCAUUGGAGGAAUCUUGAUUUUCUCAGUUCCAGAAGUCAUUUUGAUAAGGCUGGUUAUGUGGCAAUGGAUUACGUGGAUCUAAUGUCCAGCAGUGGCGAAGAUGAUUUGUUCAUUCCCAUUUCAACGAAAUCAAUGUCAAGAAAUAAAAGUCUUACCAAGAGUAAGUCUACGUCCAGAGGCAUCAAAGUCGCAAUUAAACCAUCAAUGCUCGUUCCUGAUCAUUGGAAAAGUAAAACGGAGACAUAGUUUACAAUUUUAUUUGUUUAGCUGAUAGGGAUUAAAUAAUUAGGCUGUUAGGUUAGACUUAUUUCUGAAUUUUAAAGUCUUUUAUGUAUGUAGAUGAAAAAAUGAAACUGUAAAAUUUAAAAAAUUGUGCUCGUAGAUCGUUCCACAAUACUUUGAGCAAUAAUGAGAGGAUGGAAGUUAGUCAUAAACUAUUCAAUUUUUUGGUGCAUGCUCUCAUGAUUAAAUAAAUAAAUUAUAUACUUUUAUUAAUGUAAAUAAG
Molecule: messenger RNA, 3054 nt
Organism: Folsomia candida
Lineage: Eukaryota; Metazoa; Arthropoda; Collembola; Entomobryomorpha; Isotomidae
Exons: 7
Coding region: 549-2795 (748 amino acids)
Source: RefSeq, a predicted model, not a curated record